GAUGUCCUUAGAACAAUAAAUUGCUUUAUUUGAUUAUUAAAAUCAGACUGUAACAAAUUGUGUUUGAUUUUAGAAGAGUCAUCUCAUCAUAUGGAUUUGUCAGGAACAAGCACCAAAGCUGAAAUAGAGCAGGGAAUCAAGAGACUUUCUCAAAAAGAUUAUACUAUAACUGCUACGGAAGAACCAUCACCAAAGAAAUUAAAAGACGAGUCUUACAAUGAAGAACAGACAAUUUAUGAACAAAAUGGGGUACUUAGCAAAUACCGUGAUGAACUAAGUCAACUGGAGAAAGUAAUUUUGCGUGACAUACUUAAGAGAAAUGGUCAGAACGUAUCUAAAAGCGAGAUGUUAGACCAUCUAGCAGAUUGUUUGGCAUUCGGCGCAUUUGAACUAUGCCCAGAAUGCAAAGGGCAACUUGUGUUUGGCGAUUAUGUUUAUAAAUGCAAAGGUGACUACGAUGAAUGGUCAAAAUGUCCUUACAAAACCAAAAUCCCUAAGAGGAGACCAAUGAUAGUGCCAAGUGAAUAUGAACACUAUCCUAUAUUCACUAACUACAAGCCUUGUGUGGACACCCGUGUAUUACUAACUGCACCAGAAGUCUUCAGCAUUAAGGAAGAAAUCCAUCCACUGAAGGAUUUACAAUUCUUUUUGUUCGGAAACUUGAAGACGCCUAAAGAGACGUUAGAAGAUCGCAUCUCAAAGAUGGGUGGGCAUAUUGUCAGCACGCUAACUAACACGGUGGCAGCUGUCGUCUCCACGAAAGAGGCAGUCGAAGAAAUGUCUGAUGACAUGAAGGAAGUACGGCUGCAAGAUAUUGAGGUUAUCGAUGAAUCGUUUUUUGAUCUUAUUGAUCCAAAGACAGGAACUGUCUCUGAAACACUUCAAUCAAUUAAGCAGAAUAAAAUUGCCCCCUGGGGAUCUGACCCUGUGACGCGUGUACUGCCAGAGCCAGAUAUUAAUGGCGAAAAUUCAUCGCAAGUUGCCAAAGUAAGGCUACAAGGGGGUUCAGUCGUGGAUCCUGACUUUGAGCUGGCUGGUUUCGCUCAAAUUUAUAAAGACGAAGACGACACUGCGUAUACUGUGGUCUUGGCUAAGACAGAUGUGGUAGCGGGCAAAACGAAAAACUCCUUCUAUAAAUUGCAGAUACUGGAGUGCAAUACAGAAAAUAGAGAACAGGAAAAAGAGUAUUACCUGUAUCGUGCGUGGGGCAGGAUUGGAACGGAUCAAAAAGAAACGAAGUACGAUUCCAAGCCUAUAGAUGUUGCUUUAAUGGAGUUUAAAGAAAUAUUCAAGAAGAAAACUAAAAACCUGUGGGAUGAACGCAAGAAAUUCAAGAAGCAUCCAAACUUCUACAGCGUCGUUAAAACUGACCAUAAAACCGAAAAAAUUGAUGGUGUCAUUCCCACACAAGAUGAAAUUUCUUCUCUGCCCGAGCCAGUUCAGCAACUGGUACUGAUGAUAUUUGAUAUAAAUACUAUGAAAAAUGUCUGCCUGGAGUAUGAGCUUGACUUAGAAAAAAUGCCACUAGGAAAACUGUCAAAGGACCAAAUAAAAUCGGGAUAUGAAGUACUGUCGAAAUUGAAUGAGUACGUUGAACAAGGAGGGAUUAAUCAGACUAAAGUAUUGGCUGCUACAAACAGAUUCUUCACAUUGAUUCCUCAUAACUGUGGAUCAAAUAAUCCACCACUGCUGGAUAAUUUAGAGUUGAUUAAAAAGAAAAUGGAAAUGUUGGACAACUUAUUAGAAAUACAAGUAGCUUACAGUUUGGUACAUACAAAAGAGUCGAGUGAAAGCCAAAUAGACGUCCACUACAGAAGGUUAAAUGCUGAUAUUGGUCCAAUCGACCGCGCGUCGCCUGAGUUCGAAAUGAUCGCUACCUACGUGGCUAACACACACGCUAGCACGCAUCAUAUGAAGCUUGAAAUCCAGCACGUGUUUGAAGUGUUCCGUACAGCCGAAGAUGAGCGCUACGAGAAGUUCAAGAACUUACACAACCGUCGUCUGCUAUGGCACGGCUCGCGCAUAUUCAACUAUGCGGGCAUCCUUUCACAAGGUUUGCGCAUCGCGCCGUCCGAGGCGCCGGUCACUGGAUGGAUGUUUGGCAAAGGGAUCUACUUCGCGGACAUGGUAACUAAGUCCGCCAACUACUGCCAUCCUGACUCGGCCACACCCAUUGUUCUGCUGAUGCUUUGCGAGGUCGCACUCGGGAACAUGAAGGAGUGUACUGCUGCCGAAUAUGUGGAUAGGCUUCCGAAAGGCUUCCACUCUGUAUGGGGGCGGGGCCGCUUCGAGCCCGACCCGGCGCAGGCGCGCACGUUGCCUGACACCACAAUGGUCCCGCUGGGACGCCCCAUCCGUCGAGAAAUAACCACUGACUUGCUGUACAACGAGUUCAUAGUGUACGAUGUGGCCCAGGUGAAUAUGAAGUAUCUUGUUCAAGUGAAGGCCCACUUCGAGUAAUGGCCCGACUCGUCUUUUUAAUGCUGUGAUUUUUACGAUAGACUAUAAUUAUUUUUUAUUGAGGUUGCAUAAUGAAGUACUAGGUCAAAAUUUAUU
Ostrinia furnacalis (Asian corn borer) is the source of this 2556-nucleotide messenger RNA. RefSeq names its product poly [ADP-ribose] polymerase 1-like. Lineage: Eukaryota; Metazoa; Arthropoda; Insecta; Lepidoptera; Crambidae. Gene Ontology annotation, molecular function: zinc ion binding; NAD+ poly-ADP-ribosyltransferase activity. The record is from RefSeq and is a predicted model, not a curated record. Gene Ontology annotation, cellular component: nucleolus. Gene Ontology annotation, biological process: protein poly-ADP-ribosylation; double-strand break repair.